UAAUUCUUUUAUUUCGACCACGUGCUGCUAUUGGUAAUGUCCGUACCGUGAAAUUUUUCUGAAACUCAUGUAACAAAAUGUCGGAAACUUCAGAGGACGAACAGACGCAGCUACAAACGAGUGACGAAGAGGAGGAUCUAGGUAGCGAGGAGGAGCAGGAAGAUGAAGAUAACAAUCAUAAGGAAGGGGACAGCGAGGCGGCACUAAGUGGUGAAGAUGAUAAAGGCUCCGAGGACGACGCAGCCGAGGAACAGAAGCUAACCUGGAAAGAUCUCGGUCUCAAUGAGGCUUUGUGUCAAGCAUGUGACGAAUUGAAGUGGAAGGCGCCUUCGAAGAUCCAACGUGAGGCCAUUCCGGUCGCCUUACAGGGCAAGGAUGUAAUUGGCCUAGCGGAGACCGGUUCCGGCAAGACGGGCGCCUUCGCUCUGCCAAUUUUACACGCCCUUCUCGAGAAUCCGCAGCGGUAUUUUGCCCUCGUGCUAACCCCCACGAGGGAACUGGCAUUUCAAAUUGGCGAGCAGUUUGAAGCCCUUGGUAGCGGGAUUGGCAUAAAGUGUUGCGUGGUAGUCGGCGGCAUGGACAUGGUAGCCCAGGGUCUUCAACUGGCCAAGAAGCCGCAUAUUAUAAUUGCCACACCGGGUCGCUUGGUUGAUCAUCUAGAAAACAUGAAAGGUUUUAACCUUAAGGCUAUUAAAUACUUGGUCAUGGACGAGGCGGAUCGCAUUCUUAACAUGGAUUUUGAGGUGGAGCUGGACAAGAUUCUGAAGGUAUUGCCGCGUGAACGACGAACCUUUCUGUUCAGUGCGACCAUGACCAAGAAAGUAAAGAAACUGCAGCGUGCCUCCCUUAAGGAUCCCGUAAAGGUAGAGGUGUCUAACAAGUAUCAGACGGUUGAGCAGCUGCAGCAAUCAUAUUUGUUUAUCCCUGUCAAAUACAAGGAUGUGUAUUUGGUUCAUAUCCUUAAUGAGCUGGCAGGCAACAGUUUCAUGAUAUUUUGCAGCACCUGCAACAACACGGUUAAGACAGCGUUAAUGCUUCGUGCGUUGGGAUUGGCUGCUAUUCCGCUGCACGGUCAAAUGUCGCAAAACAAGCGACUAGCUGCUUUAAACAAAUUCAAGGCCAAAAACCGGUCAAUACUCAUUUCGACGGACGUGGCGUCCCGCGGCUUGGACAUUCCUCAUGUGGAUGUCGUCGUUAAUUUCGACAUACCAACGCACAGCAAAGACUACAUUCACCGCGUGGGAAGAACAGCAAGAGCAGGUCGCUCCGGCAAAGCCAUAACCCUCGUGAGCCAGUACGACAUUGAGUUGUAUCAGCGCAUCGAACAUCUACUGGGGAAGCAACUGACACUGUAUAAGUGCGAGGAGGAUGAGGUGAUGGCCCUUCAAGAACGAGUAGCCGAAGCACAGCGCACUGCAAAACUGGAGCUGAAGGAUCUGGAAGAUACAAGGGGUGGUCACAAGAGGGGCGGGGACACCCACGAUGAUUCGGAGAACUUCACGGGCGCACGCAAACGCAUGAAACCGAUGGGCGGCACUGGCGGUGGUGGAAGAAAGAGCUUUGGCAAAAAGAAUUGGAGCAAGGGCAAGCAGAAGAGAUAGGUCAGAUCAGUCUCGAUUUUUAUUAGUGCUACUCUAAGAAUAAUGUAAUAAAAGUUUUAAAUAGAAAG
Molecule: messenger RNA, 1669 nt
Organism: Drosophila melanogaster (fruit fly)
Lineage: Eukaryota; Metazoa; Arthropoda; Insecta; Diptera; Drosophilidae
Gene: pths
Product: porthos
Exons: 3
Coding region: 78-1601 (507 amino acids)
Biological process (GO): ribosome biogenesis
Cellular component (GO): nucleus; nucleolus
Molecular function (GO): ATP binding; nucleotide binding; hydrolase activity
Source: RefSeq, marked reviewed